Gastrolobium bilobum is the source of this 621-nucleotide messenger RNA. RefSeq lists its product as uncharacterized. The record is from RefSeq and is a predicted model, not a curated record. The transcript has a single exon. Lineage: Eukaryota; Viridiplantae; Streptophyta; Magnoliopsida; Fabales; Fabaceae. Bases 1 to 621 code for a protein of 206 amino acids.
AUGGCUCCAUAUGAAGCCCUGUACGGAAGAAAGUGUAGAUCCCCUCUGUGUUGGACUGAAGUUGGAGAGCGAAGUAUUUUGGGGCCCGAUGUGAUUCAAGAGACCUCUGAACAGGUGAAGAAGAUAAGAGAAAAUAUGCAGCGAGCGCAGGCCAGGCAGAAAAAUUAUUACGACAAGCGUCAUAAGCCUCUAUCUUUUGAAGUGGGAGACCAUGUAUUUUUGAGAACCACACCCACCUCGGGGCUCGGCAGGAGAAUGAGAGUCAAGAAAUUAAGUCUGCGGUUUCUGGGACCGUAUCUCAUUUUGGAUUGGAUUGGGGAAUCAGCGUAUCGUUUGGCGCUACCGCCUAAUUUGUCAGGGAUCCAUGAUGUAUUCCAUGUGUUGCAACUGAGGAGAUAUCUCUCCGAUCCAUCUCAUGUGUUACAGCCGGAAGAAAUAGAGUUAAGGGAAAAUCUGACGUACCAGGUCCAGCCGUUCCAGAUCCUGGAGAGAUCUGUUAAGCAACUUCGUUCAAAAGAGAUUCCGUUGGUGAAAGUGUUGUGGAUCAAAAAAUCGGCAGCUGAAGCUACAUGGGAGCGUGAAGACGACAUUCGGGAAUGUUAUCCCGAAUUGUUUAAUUAG